AGUGAUGACGCCAACACCCACUCGUCCGAGCCUUCCCCCUUCCCCGCCCCCCGCCAUCCCCUCCUGGACCUCCUCCCUCGCUCGAGGCCCAUAACCAUCCAUGCCGCUACUUCGCUCGAGGAAGCCCACUCGUGUCUUGACACACUCUUCAGACUCGGCAGAACAUAAUCCAGAAGCCCCCUCUCUCGCUUCGCCCAAGCUAGCUCCCUCGCCUUCCAAGCCCGGCCUCACUUCCACAGCAAGGCCCCUUGCUCCCAUUCUUGCCAAUACCACGGACCGCGUACCCACCGUGCCCGUCGACACACCACGUCUUGUCGUCUCGGACGCCUACUGCGACAGCCCGACAGACGUGGUUAGCGCCCACGCCGUCGGCCUCGAGGCAGCCAUGUCUGAAGCCCUCGACACGGACCAGGCGCAUGAGCUCGCGAGAGAAGGUCGCAAAGCUCACAGAGACUCAAUAGUGCAGCGAGUUGCCGAGCGUAUCCACUCGCCCCCAGCGACCGAGAGCCGCAAGAAGAAAAAGGGGCGCCGCUCACGACGCGCCUCUACAUCAUCUGCGAUAUCCCAAGGCAACACUAUCGCUGCCGCGCUUGCCAAGAGCGGAUUACAGCCUGCAGAAGGCGCAUCUUCCCAAAGAGCCGUCUCGGUAGGCAGGUCCCCGUAUCUCUUGAGCACCCAGGACUAUGACAGUGAUGACGGCUACGGCUCCGAGGACGACAGCGAGAAUGUUAGCGAGGAUGAUGGGAUCGAUCACCUUCCCGUGACCGGGUUCGCGGUGGCGAGCAACCGCCGCAAUGCCGAGUUUCAUGGGCUCUUUCCCACCGUGGACGAGGGCGACUAUUUGAUUGAAGACUACGGCUGUGCUUUGGCAAAAGACAUUCUCGUUCACGGCAGGCUAUACGUCUCAGAAAACCACAUUUGCUUCCACUCCAACCUGUUCGGGUGGAUCACCGAUGUGGUCAUUCCCUUCGCGGAAGUGCAGACCAUUGAAAAGAAAAUGACUGCGUUAGUCAUUCCCAACGCGAUCGGGGUAACUACCAGCAAGGAAAAGUACACAUUUGCCUCACUCAUUUCUCGCGACUCUACCUUUGAUGUACUCAUGAACAUUUGGCGAAUCGCCCAUCCGGGUGCAGAAAUGCCAAACGCAGUUCCGAAUGGCACCUCUCGCCCGGCCUCUGUUACCGAAGGUACUUCGCCUGCGCCCGCCGCGACUCAUUCAUCGACGGAGUGUCUGUGCAGCAAGACGGGACAACACUACACAGAGCUUGCCCUCGACACCACCUUCCCGAGCUCUCCAGACAAAGUCUACAACCUCAUGUUCAACAGCGGGUGGUACCGCUGCUUCUUAUCUGACAACCAGAAGUUAAAAGACAUUGAGUCAUCUGACUGGCGGCCCGACGAGGGAGGCAAGCUCAAUCGCUCUACUUCCUACAUUAAGCCUCUGAAUGGCUCUAUUGGGCCUAAGCAGACGAAGUGCCACAUCGUCGACAUGCAAGACCACUGCGAUUAUGACGAAUACAUCUCAAUGAUCACCACCACGCGAACACCUGAUGUCCCCAGUGGGGGCGUCUUCAGUGUAAAGACGCGCACGUGUCUCACCUGGGCCGGUCCAGGGUCCACACGCGUUGUUGUGACCACCGAAGUCGAGUGGACCGGAAAGUCCUGGGUAAAGGGCAUCAUCGAGAAGUCGGCGAUCGAUGGCCAGAAGCAGUAUCACGAUGAUCUCGCCAACGGUAUGAGAGCGUACAUGAAGGAGCACCCAACCGAGUUCACCGUUGCUGGUGCUGAGGACGCUGAAGAGGUCCAGGAAGAGGCUUCCAAGGGUGGAACAACAAGUAUCAAAACAGAAGCGCAGGAAUUUGCUGCCAAGAACCGACGUGCACGACAAGACGCCGACUACUGGCAGCUACAGGGUGCUCUUGACUCUGUACUGAGCGGUUUCACCUCGAUCGCUUCCGGCAUCGGCACCGCCUACAAUACCAUCAGUGAUCUCCUCAGCGACUCGCCUAUCAGCAAGGCAUCAUUUAUGGCUGCGCUUAUCGCCGUCCUUGUCGCUUCCAACGUAUACACCUACGUCGCGCAACCCGAGUCCAAGCACAAGGAAAAGCGCCUUCAACGAUUUGGGUACGAGAACGACGUCGCUGAAGCAGUGAAGUAUGUCCUCGAUCGUCGGGCAGCCGCGACACCCAAGGACGAGAUUGCACAGCUUCUUCUGCUCCUGGAUGAGGUCGACGAGCGCUCCGUCGCCCUUCGCAGAGCUUUGCAACGUGCUGGGUUGAAUGGGGAGUUGGAGUCGGUCAACAGAGAGGAUGAGCUAGAUUAGUGUUGGCGACCUGAGACGAUCAUGCAAGACAUUAUCAAUCUCCUCCGUUUGGCCCGAUCGU
Molecule: messenger RNA, 2384 nt
Organism: Cutaneotrichosporon oleaginosum
Lineage: Eukaryota; Fungi; Basidiomycota; Tremellomycetes; Trichosporonales; Trichosporonaceae
Biological process (GO): intracellular sterol transport
Cellular component (GO): plasma membrane; mitochondrion; endoplasmic reticulum membrane
Molecular function (GO): sterol transfer activity; sterol binding
Source: RefSeq, a predicted model, not a curated record